Musa acuminata subsp. malaccensis (wild Malaysian banana) is the source of this 858-nucleotide messenger RNA. The record is from RefSeq and is a predicted model, not a curated record. Lineage: Eukaryota; Viridiplantae; Streptophyta; Magnoliopsida; Zingiberales; Musaceae.
UACUACGUCUCAACAAGUCCUAAUGUUGAUUCCUUUCCUCACUCACGGAAGAAGUAAUCAUCAUCUGCAGCUAUUUGUUUCUACCAUUUUGUGACUGUGACCGGGAAAAGGAAGAGAUUACGCAGAAGAAUGACUGUAAUGGCACGUUACGUGAUGAAGAUGACGAGCUGAAGGCGUAUAAGUCCACCACCCACUGAUCUCCACUCUCUCGAACUCACCCUUCAUCCUUCCCCUGCUUCCAGUUGCAGAGCCAUGGGAUCCAUCAAGGAGGAGCUGCAGCUGACCCCCCAGGAGGACGAGGAGGCCUGCAUGUACGCCGUCGAGCUGGCCAGCGGCCCCAUCCUGCCGAUGACCGUCAAGGCCGCCGCCGAACUCGACCUCUUCGAGAUCCUCGUCAAGGCCGGGCCGACCCCGAAGCUGAGCGCCGCCGACAUCGCCGCCCAGAUGCCCACCCAGAACCCGCAGGCGGCCGUCAUGGUGGACAGGAUCCUCCGCCUGCUCGCCGCCUACAACAUCGUCAGAUGCACUGUCGAGACCGGUGCCGACGGCAGGCCGUCGGGGAAGUACGGACCGGCGCCGGUUUGCAAGUACCUGGCCAAGAACGAGGACGGCGUGUCCAUGGUCGCUCUCGCCAUGAUGACCCUGGACAAGGUCCUCAUGGAGAGCUGGUACCACUUGAAGGACGCGGUGUUGGACGGCGGCAUCCCGUUCAACAAGGCGUACGGGAUGAUGGCGUUCGAGUACUACGGCACGGACGCCCGGUUCAACAAGUUGUUCAACGAGGGCAUGAGGAACCACUCCACUAUCAUGACCAAGAAGCUGCUCGACAUCUACCGCGGCUUCGAGUUGGUAAGAUAG